AAUUCCAAGAAAUAAAGAAAUCGUGCUGGCUGAAGAAGAUUAAACAAUUAAGUUAUGGCUUCACCGUCGUUUUUGGUCUCAAACAAUACCCGCAUAAUCAUGAAUAUCGUUCCUGCAGUCUCUUCUUCAACUUCAUGCAUAUUAUCAUCAGUACAGGAACGUAAAAGCCUCCUCUGUUUUCCAUGUUCUAAUAAUUCGUGGAUUUGCAAACAAGGAGUUUCUUCUAAUAUUUCAAAACCUGCAUUUUCUUCUUGUUCAUCAAGCACGUUGAAUUGUGGUGAUGAUGAUAUGGUGGUGGUGGUGGAAGAAGAAAUGGACAAAAUUCGACGGCUGCAAAACGGGUCGGAUGUUCGGGGAGUAGCAUUGGAAGGUGAAAGGGGUCGGGAAGUGGAUUUGACACCUAAAGCUGUAGAGGCAAUAGCGGAAAGCUUUGGGGAUUGGUUAAGGGAAAAGACGGCUAAUGUUUUUCUAAAGGUUUCUCUAGGAAGAGAUCCUAGAAUAUCCGGCGAGGAAUUAUGUGCAGCGGUUUGUGCGGGUCUUGCAAGGGCUGGCUGCUCGGUUUAUGAUAUGGGAUUGGCUACCACACCCGCUUGUUUCAUGAGCACUGUGUUGCCUUCUUUUACUUAUCAUGCUUCCAUAAUGAUGACCGCAUCUCACUUACCAUACACGCGCAACGGCUUGAAAUUUUUCACGACCAAGGGAGGACUGACUUCACUAGAAGUGGAGAAUAUAUGUGAAAGGGCGGCCCAAAAGUACGCCAACAGUAUUAUUAAUAGAAAUGGUCAAUCAAAUUCAAAUGUAAUACCUGAAAAGGUAGACUUCAUGAGAAGCUAUGCCCAACAUCUUAGGGACAUUAUCAAGGAGAGGGUUAAUCAUCCCUUACACUUUCACGCACCUCUUAAAGGAUUUCGGAUAAUUGUAAAUGCUGGAAAUGGGUCAGGAGGAUUCUUCGCAUGGGACGUUCUUGAGAAACUUGGAGCAGACACAUCAGGAUCUCUCCACCUGAAUCCGGAUGGAAUGUUCCCAAACCAUAUCCCGAAUCCAGAGGACAAGACGGCCAUGGCCAUGACCUCAGCUGCGGUCCUUCAAAACAGCGCUGAUCUUGGCAUAGUCUUUGACACGGACGUGGACCGUAGCGGCGUUGUGGAUUCUGCUGGUAACCCCAUAAACGGGGACAGACUCAUCGCCCUUAUGUCAGCCAUCGUUCUCAGAGAACAUCCGGGUACUACGGUCGUGACCGAUGCCAGGACCAGCGUUGGCCUGACCAGGUUCAUUAUGCAGAGAGGAGGGAACCAUUGUUUGUACAGAGUCGGGUAUAGGAAUGUGAUUGAUAAGGGAGUUUAUCUCAAUAAAGAUGGGGUUGAAACCCAUCUCAUGAUGGAGACUUCUGGACACGGGGCUCUAAAAGAGAACCAUUUCCUUGACGAUGGUGCCUACAUGGUGGUGAAGAUAAUAAUAGAGAUGGUGAGGAUCAAGCUAGAGGAGGAGGAUAUUGGGUCAAAAUUAGAUGGAAUCGGUAGCCUUAUAAAAGAUCUGGAAGAACCUCUAGAGUCGGUUGAGCUGAGGAUGGAUGUAUUUGUCUCCCAACCCAAGCAUGCAAAGGCUAAGGCGGUUGAGGCUAUAGAAGAAUUCAGAAACUAUAUCGAGCAAGGCAGAAUUCCUGGAUGGGAAUUGGAUUCUUGUGGAGAUUGUUGGGUAAGUGAAGGAUGUCUAGUCGAUUCAAAUGAUUCUCCUGCUGCCAUAGAUGCUCAUAUGUACAGGGCUAAAGUUUCUGAUGAAAUAAAUGGAAAAUGUUAUGGUUGGAUACACCUAAGGCAGAGCAUCCACAACCCAAACAUAGCUGUCAAUCUGCAGUCCACUAUUCCUGGCGGCUGCAAAACCAUCGCUAAAACUCUUAGACAACGGUUUAUCGAGCAAGGCCAGAUGCAAACGAUCCUAGAUACUAGUCAAAUUGAUAAAUAUCUUUCAACUUGACAAUUUGAUACCAUAAUCUAAUUGUUUCAUGUAAAGCUAGAUCGUGUAUGUUUGGAUGAAUACGUCAUUGUAUUAAUCACCAGACCAGAAUGAUAGUAAAAAUUAUUACAC
Molecule: messenger RNA, 2085 nt
Organism: Impatiens glandulifera
Lineage: Eukaryota; Viridiplantae; Streptophyta; Magnoliopsida; Ericales; Balsaminaceae
Product: phosphomannomutase/phosphoglucomutase
Exons: 4
Coding region: 55-1974 (639 amino acids)
Biological process (GO): carbohydrate metabolic process
Cellular component (GO): chloroplast stroma
Molecular function (GO): phosphomannomutase activity
Source: RefSeq, a predicted model, not a curated record